AUGGCAAGACAUCUAGCCGAGAUUUUUGGCACUGAAAAGGACAGCCAGACCCUUCUCAUCCCGCAUAUGUACAUGCCUCCCGUGCCCGCCGAGUGGCCCACCUCGCCCGACGACGUACAAGCCAUGCAGAAAAUCCAACGCGAUGCGGAGGAGCACUUUAACGAUUUCUUCGAAGACAUUCACGAUGAGCUGCGCAAUUUCGGCCGCCUUGAAGAUCUCCACGUUUGCGACAACACUGGAGAGAAGGCGAUGAAGGCACUCACCGGCCGCUUCUACGGCGGUCGCCUGCUCGUGCCCGAGUUCUCGCCGGUGACUGACUUUAGGGAGGCCCGUUGCCGCCAGUACGAUUCCAACGAGUGCAACCGCGGCGGUCAGUGCAACUUCAUGCACCUCAAGCAGGUCGACCCCGAGCUGGAGCGGAGGCUCUUCGGGCGCAGGAGCCGCAGCAGGAGGGACGGGGACCGGAGGGACAGGCGCGACCGAGACGACGACCGUCGCCGCGAGCGCAGGAGGUCCCGCUCGCGUUCGCGCUCCCGAGAUCGACGAUCGCGCUCUCGGUCCCGCUCCUCGGAGAGGCACCGCAAGAGGCGGGAGAGGAGCCGGGAGCCCGAGGGCGACGACCACCGCCGCAGCGAUCGCCGCGAUAGGGACCGUGAUAGGGACAGGGACAGGGAGAGCAGCAGCAAGAGGUCCAGGCACGACGACGACCGCAGCGGCAGCAGCAGCAGGAGCUCCAGGCACGAGGGAGGCGAGGAGCGCCGCCACAGUGAGCCCGCCCCUGCCGCGGCGCCCGCGCCCACCACCGAGGAGGGUACGAGCGCUGGCUACGGUGCUGCUCAGGUCGACGCUCCUCCUGCCGACCACCACCACCACCACCAGGAGUAA
Molecule: messenger RNA, 885 nt
Organism: Acanthamoeba castellanii str. Neff
Lineage: Eukaryota; Discosea; Longamoebia; Acanthamoebidae
Product: zinc finger domain containing protein
Exons: 3
Coding region: 1-885 (294 amino acids)
Biological process (GO): mRNA splicing, via spliceosome
Cellular component (GO): U2AF complex; spliceosomal complex
Molecular function (GO): pre-mRNA 3'-splice site binding; metal ion binding
Source: RefSeq, a predicted model, not a curated record